Dentiscutata heterogama is the source of this 453-nucleotide messenger RNA. The record is from the annotation of a GenBank genome assembly. Lineage: Eukaryota; Fungi; Glomeromycota; Glomeromycetes; Diversisporales; Gigasporaceae.
AUGCCAUUUACCUAUCCUAUAUUUGGAAUGGUUCAUGCUACAAAACCCAAAACCCAUAAUCAAAUUACAUCUCACGAUCAAUCUGUAUUUCAUAAUCAAAUUACACCUUUUGGUCAAAUUAUGUCUUACCAAACUAUACAACCAAAUGGUCAAAUUAUGUCUCACCAAACUAUACAACCAAACAUAUCACCAGCUACACUAUCAAAUAUGCUACCAACUAUGCCACCAGGCUUUAAUCCAUAUAUAUAUCCUUAUAAUUCAUUUCAUUAUCAAAUACCUCAACCCCAAACUAUUACUAGAUAUAAUAUUUCUUUAAAUAAUUUUUUUUAUGAGUUGGAUAAAAUUUAUGAUGGUAAAGGAAUAUAUACCGCUUUAGAAAAAUCUUUUGAAAAGCAAGAGAUUAUAGUAAAUGGUAUAAAAGAGUUAACAGAUAAUCAACUAAUUGAAUUAGAU